This is a messenger RNA of Thecamonas trahens ATCC 50062, 762 nucleotides long. RefSeq lists its product as uncharacterized. The transcript is spliced from 2 exons. Lineage: Eukaryota; Apusomonadida; Apusomonadidae. Gene Ontology annotation, molecular function: protein binding. Bases 19 to 762 code for a protein of 247 amino acids. The record is from RefSeq and is a predicted model, not a curated record.
CUCAACCUCGCCGCGCUCAUGACUGCAACGCUGUCCAUUCUGGACCUCGUCCGCGCCUUCCGCCUCGUCCCGGGACCUCCAUUCGACCUGGACGAUCCGUCGCCUCUGGCGGCCUUUGCAGAGCGCCUGGUGGCCGAGCUGGAAGCGAGCAUCGACGCCGGGCUCGUCGCCAUGGACGCGCUCUACGCGGAAAAGGCGACUCAGCUCGCUCUGCUGGCCCGCGUGCUGGGCGAUCGAUUGCAGGCGGUAUCGACGCUGCGGAGCGUGCUCGCUGAUGGGCCAUCCGAGCCGCCGGGUCCGAGCUGGCGGGUCGGCGCGGGUGUCACCCUCGCCGCGCUGCUUGUCGAGGGCGCCGACGGCGAGGGCGGCGAUGUCGGCGAUGCCGAGCUGGACGAGGCCCAGCAGGUGUUGGAGGCUACUGGCGCAGUCUGGACGCCUGAUUCGGGCAUUCCGCAGGCCGACAUUGUAUUUCUAGUCGGUAUCGUCCUGGCUAAGCGUGGCGCGCUUGACGAGGCCCUUGUUCGCAUGGACGAGGCUCUUGCUCUCGACAAGAGCCAUGGCCCGGCAGCGGCUAUUCGCGAUCAGCUCCGCUGGGCCCUCACUGGCGAGCCUGCGCCCCCACCAGCGCCGCCGCCGCGGUCCAAGCUCUCACCGGAGGAGCGUGCUCGGCGCGGGCUCCCGGCGCCAACUCGGACUUUCGCCGCAACCUCGACGGCCUGGUCGCCUCGAUCCGGCACGACAUGGCCGAGGCGCAGCGGAUAG